CGGUCGCGUCUAUACACCGGACAGCAGGGGCCGCAAUGCUUUAUUAGCCCAAGGACUGUGGUGCUCCUUGGGCUUCUGACUGUCUGCAUAUCCCCUCACCUUUCUGAAGGAUCCCCAGAGCCAUUUAGGUCCUUCUUGCCUUCUGACUGGGGUCUAACGCAUUUAGCCAUCCAUAACAAGACGGGGGAUGUGUAUGUUGGCGCGGUAAACUGGAUCUACAAGCUUUCUAGCAACUUGACCAAGUUGAGGAGUCAUAUGACGGGUCCUGUAGUGGACAACGAGAAAUGCUAUCCACCUCCAGGUGUACAGUUAUGCCCCCAUGACCUUGCCCCAAAUAGUAAUGUGAACAAGCUGCUGCUAAUAGACUAUGCUCAAAACCGACUCAUUGCUUGUGGAAGCACCUCGCAAGGCAUCUGUCAGUUUCUGCGCCUGGAUGACCUUUUCAAGCUUGGCGAGCCACACCACCGUAAGGAACACUACCUCUCCAGCGUCGGUGAGUCGGGAACCAUGUCUGGGGUCAUCAUCUCUGAGGGUCAUAUCAGUAAGCUUUUCAUUGGAACUCCCAUUGAUGGAAAAUCAGAGUACUUCCCAACUCUUUCGAGCCGUAAGUUGAUGGCCAAUGAGGAGGAUGCUGACAUGUUCAGCUUUGUCCACCAGGAUGAGUUUGUCUCCUCCCAGCUGAAGAUCCCCUCAGAUACACUGUCCAAAUUCCCGACGUUCGACAUCUACUACAUAUACAGCUUUAGCAGUGAACAGUUUGUCUACUACUUGACCUUGCAACUGGAUACCCAACUUACUUCUCCUGAUGCCAGUGGGGAACAGUUUUUCACCUCGAAGAUCGUCCGACUUUGUAUCGAUGAUCCCAGGUUCUACUCCUAUGUAGAGUUCCCAAUCGGAUGCACCAAAGAUGGCGUAGAGUAUCGACUGAUCCAGGAUGCCUACUUGGCCAAACCCGGAAGGCAUCUUGCAAACUCCUUGGGAGUGUCUGAGCAAGAGGACAUAUUGUUUACAGUCUUCUCCCAAGGUCAGAAGAACCGGGCCAAACCCCCAAAAGAGUCGGCGCUCUGCCUGUUCACGCUGACGAGAAUAAAGGAGAAGAUCAAGGAAAGGAUUCAGUCGUGCUAUAGAGGAGAGGGCAGGCUGUCUUUGCCCUGGCUGCUCAACAAGGAGCUACCGUGCAUCAACUCGCCUCUCCAGAUCGACGAUAACUUCUGUGGGCAGGAUUUUAACCAGCCUCUAGGGGGCACCAGCACUAUCGAGGGCAUUCCUCUCUUCAUAGACAAAGAUGACGGAAUGACUUCGGUAGCUGCUUACGAUUACCGCGGAAACACGGUGGUUUUCGCAGGAACACGCAACGGCCGAAUGAAGAAGAUUCUGAUUAAUUCGGUGAGCCCGUCCCGGCCGGUGCUGCUGUACGAGAGCGUCCCGGUGAGCGAGGGCAGUCCGGUGCUGCGGGACACACUGUUCAGCCCAGACCUGCAGUUCAUCUACACACUCACCGACAGACAGGUGACGCGUGUGCCGGUGGAGCGCUGCUCUCAGUACAGCAGCUGCUCUGAAUGUCUGAGCUCCAGAGACCCUCACUGCGGCUGGUGUGUCCUUCACAACAUUUGUUCUCGCCGUGAUCGCUGUGAGAGAGCCGACGAGCCUGUGUGUACACGCAGCAAUAUUGAGCAGCAGAUGUCGUGUAGAGUGUAUUUUAAAAACAAGCAGAUGAAUUAUGGGGACGUGGGCCAAGCUUUUUCACUUUGUCUGUUUUCUCCAUCGGUCUGCCAGCUGGUCCUGCAGGCCCUCAACGUCCCGGAUCUUUCCGCAGGGGUGGACUGUUCCUUCGAGGAUUACACCGAGACCGAAGGAACAAUACACGGAUCGCAGAUCUACUGCCUCUCGCCGUCAGCCAAAGAGCUCGUCCCCAUCACACACCAGCAGAGAGACACUCAUGUGGUGAAGCUGUAUCUGAAAUCGAGGGAAACGGGGCAGAAAUUUGCUAGUGUGGAUUUCACCUUCUACAACUGCAGCAUCCACAGAUCGUGCUUGUCCUGUGUGAACGGCUCGUUCCCGUGUCACUGGUGUAAAUACAGACACUUGUGCACACAGAACGCCAACGACUGCUCCUUCCAGGAGGGACGCGUGAACAUGUCAGAGGACUGUCCUCAGAUUCUGCCGUCGACUCAGAUCUUCAUCCCCGUCGGCGUCCCGAAGCCCAUCACGCUGUCGGCACACAACCUUCCACAGCCUCAGUCCGGCCAGAGGAACUACGAGUGCAUCUUCCACAUCCAGGGCGAGACGCAGAGCGUGACGGCGCUGCGCUUCAACAGCUCCAGCAUCCAGUGCCAGAAAAGCACCUAUAACUAUGAAGGAAGUGACAUCAGCGAUCUUCCCGUUGAUCUGUCUGUGGUGUGGAACGGAAACUUCAUCAUUGACAACCCUCACAACAUCCAAGCGCACCUGUAUAAGUGUUACGCGUUGCGGGAGAGCUGUGGUUUGUGUCUGAAGGCCAACCCCAGCUUCGAGUGCGGCUGGUGUGUUCAGGACAAGAAGUGCUCUCUGCGGCAGGAAUGCGCUCCGCAGGAACACACCUGGAUGCACGCGAGCGCCGGAAACAGCCGCUGCACGCACCCGCGCAUCACCAGGUUGUUUCCUGAGACCGGCCCGCGGCAGGGAGGAACCAGACUGACCAUCAGCGGAGAGAAUCUGGGCCUUCAGUUCAAAGACAUCCAGAACGGAGUGCGGAUCGGGAAAGUGGCCUGCCAGCCCAUCGAGGAGGAAUACAUCAGCGCUGAGCAGAUCGUGUGUCGGCUGGCCGAUGCCACAGGUUACCGUGUGCAGGACGCUCAGGUGGAGGUGUGUGUGCGCGACUGUCUGCCGGAGUACAGGGCCGUGUCUCCCAAAGCCUUCACGUUUGUGUCGCCGUACUUCACUCGCGUGCAGCCGUCAUACGGGCCCAUUUCCGGAGGAACGAGGAUCACUAUUCACGGCAGUCAUCUGAACUCGGGCAGCGCCGUCUCCAUCAAGAUCGGACUCAACACCUGCCGCUUCGAGAGGCGAAGCGCCCGUGAGAUCGUGUGUGUGACUCCAGAGGGUUUGGGUUCAGGAGGGACCCCAGUGAUGGUGGACAUAAACGCAGCCGAGCUCAGAAACCCGGAGGUCAAGUUCAACUACACAGACGACCCCAGCAUCCUGAAGAUAGAGCCGGACUGGAGCAUCGCCAGUGGUGGAACCCCGUUAACGGUGAUUGGAAGCAACCUCGCCAGCGUCAGAGAGCCGAAGAUGAGAGCCAAAUACAGCAGCGUCACUUCAGUCAACAACUGCACUGUGCUGAAUAACACCGUGAUGGUGUGUCUGGUGCCGUCUGUGGCGGGGUCCGAGAGGGGUUUCUCAGAGGCGGGCAGCGGGCCGGAUGAGAUCGGCUUCAUCAUGGAUAACGUUCAGACGCUGCUGGUGGUGAACGAGACCUUCAGUUUCUAUCCCGACCCUGUGUUUGAACCCUUCGGUCCGUCCAUGCUGGAGCUCAAACCGGGAUCUCCUCUCAUACUGAAGGGCAAGAAUCUGAUUCCUUCGGCUGCUGGUAACUCCAGGUUAAACUACACCGUUCUGAUCGGUGACAAGCCGUGUGUGUUAACCGUGUCCGAGGCUCAGCUGAUGUGUGAAUCUCCAGACCUCUCCGGACAACAUAAAGUCACUAUCUUGGCCGGAGGUUUUCGCUAUUCUCCAGCAACUCGGCAGAUCUACUCGGACAGCCUGCUGACGCUCCCCGCCAUCAUCGGGAUCGGUGGAGGAGGAGGUCUUCUUCUGCUCGUCAUCAUCCUCAUCCUCAUCGCAUACAAGCGUAAAUCCCGUGACGCAGACCGGACGCUCAAACGGCUGCAGCUGCAGAUGCACAAUCUGGAGUCCAGAGUCGCUCUGGAGUGCAAAGAGGCGUUUGCGGAGCUGCAGACUGAUAUCCAUGAGCUGACGCAGGAUCUGGAUGGAGCUGGAAUCCCGUUCCUGGAUUACCGCACUUACGCCAUGAGAGUGCUUUUCCCAGGAAUAGAGGACCAUCCGGUGCUGAAGGAGAUGGAGGUGAAAGCUGGACACCUGUCAGAUUUAAUGCAUUCGGCUGAACUGACUGAAUCUGUGGCUGAGAAGAUGCUAACAAACUGGUUUACUUUCCUCCUCUACAAGUUUCUCAAGGAGUGUGCAGGUGAGCCUCUCUUCAUGCUGUAUUGUGCUAUAAAGCAGCAGAUGGAAAAAGGGCCGAUAGAUGCCAUCACCGGAGAGGCCAGAUACUCGCUCAGCGAGGACAAACUCAUCCGACAACAGAUCGACUACAAAACACUGACGCUACACUGCAUUAACCCAGAGAAUGAGAACGCAGCCGAGGUCACUGUUAAGUGCCUGAACUGCGACACUAUCACACAAGUCAAAGAGAAGCUGCUGGACGCCGUCUUUAAAGGCACUCCUUACUCACAGCGGCCCAAAGUGGGAGACAUGGACCUCGAGUGGCGUCAGGGUCGCAUGGCUCGUAUCAUUCUCCAGGACGAGGACGUCACCACUAAGAUCGACAGCGACUGGAAGCGUCUCAACUCACUGGCGCACUAUCAGGUAACAGACGGGUCAGCGAUCGCAUUGGUUCCCAAGCAGAACUCCGCCUACAACAUCUCCAACUCCUCGACGUUCACCAAAUCCCUCAGCAGAUACGAGAGCAUGCUGAGAACAGCCAGCAGUCCAGACAGCCUUCGCUCGCGGACGCCCAUGAUCACGCCAGACCUGGAGAGCGGCACCAAACUCUGGCACCUGGUGAAGAACCACGACCAUCCGGACCAGCGGGAGGGCGACCGCGGCAGCAAGAUGGUCUCCGAGAUCUACCUGACGCGUCUGCUGGCUACCAAGGGGACACUGCAGAAGUUUGUAGACGACCUGUUUGAGACCAUCUUCAGUACGGCCCACCGGGGCAGCGCGCUUCCUCUGGCCAUCAAAUACAUGUUUGACUUCUUAGACGAGCAGGCCGACAGACACAUGAUAUCAGACCCCGACGUCAGACACACGUGGAAGAGCAACUGCUUGCCGUUGAGGUUCUGGGUGAACGUGAUCAAGAACCCUCAGUUUGUGUUCGACAUUCAUAAGAACAGCAUUACAGACGCGUGUCUGUCCGUCGUGGCUCAGACCUUCAUGGACUCCUGCUCCACGUCAGAACACAAGCUGGGCAAAGACUCGCCCUCCAACAAGCUGCUCUACGCUAAAGACAUCCCCAACUACAAGAACUGGGUGGAGAGGUAUUACUCUGAUAUCUCGCGGAUGCCUGCGAUCAGUGAUCAGGAUAUGAGCGCGUAUCUGGCCGAACAGUCGCGUCUGCAUUUAAAUCAGUUCAACAGUAUGAGCGCGCUGCAUGAAAUCUUCUCCUACAUCACCAAAUACAAGGACGAGAUCCUGUCGGCACUGGAGAGGGAUGAACAGUCGCGCCGCCAGAGACUGAGGGUUAAACUGGAGCAGGUGAUCGACACGAUGGCUCUGUCCAGCUGAUCCGGACUGGAAACCUCCGUGUGUGUUUAUACACCAGGACAACGCCACAACGCUGAAUGUAGGUGGUGUAGAUUUUGCGUUGUUGGACAAAGACGCUCUUUCCUGUUUUGAAGAGACAAUGAGGACGUUUGGGACCUCUGAUGAAGUCAUGUGAGCGUGUCACGAGCCAGCGAUCGCGACGGAUCAAAGGACACGUGUGUGCGUGUUUACUAUGUUUUAUUAUUUUGUACAAAUGUUCUCGACUCUCCGCUCUCUUUGCCACUUGUGUUUCUGCUGAAUUUGCACAGUUUACAGAAUCAACGAGCAACUGGCUCCAUCUCAUGAACACGACGUCUCGUUUCGGGUCAGGAAACGCAACGACACAUCUAUUUUAACCUUUACGUACAGUAGUGUUGACGAAGGUGAAUUUGACAUUACACAAAUGACAAAAAGAAGGAAAAAAUAACAAAAAAUAUGAAUAAAAAUCUUGUCCUGUG
This is a messenger RNA of Sinocyclocheilus grahami, 5978 nucleotides long. RefSeq names its product plexin-A1-like. Lineage: Eukaryota; Metazoa; Chordata; Actinopteri; Cypriniformes; Cyprinidae. The annotation marks the transcript as partial. The record is from RefSeq and is a predicted model, not a curated record. Gene Ontology annotation, cellular component: semaphorin receptor complex; plasma membrane. Gene Ontology annotation, biological process: semaphorin-plexin signaling pathway; regulation of cell migration. The transcript is spliced from 30 exons. Gene Ontology annotation, molecular function: protein binding; semaphorin receptor activity.